GGCGAGGAAUUCGAUCUCCGCCGUGGGAGCAGCCAUCUUCUGUGGAAUUUCGCCGUUCGGCUGAGAUGUGUUUGCAAACUAUUUAGCGGUGGUAUCCGUAAAAUGUAAGUGCACCCCGAAGACGACGCUCGAGAAACAGCCACACAAUGUCGCCCCUGCUGAUGAGGCGACGGAUUCUGCUGAUGGUUCUGCUGUUCGCAGCGCCACUGACAUCAACAGCCACUGGCCGUGACCGCCAAGUGCCGCCGGAGUGGCAGCGGGACUGGGAGUUGGAUUCGGGCUGGGACUUCAACGGGAACGGGUACAUGGACUCGGUCCCGACGCCGACGUCACGGGCUUUGGACGACCUUUACCCGGCAGAAGGCGGAAAUCCCCUGCCGAAAUCGAAAGGCGCGGAAAUGGACAAGGCGUUUGGCGAUAACUAUUUUGCCCCGGAUCCGGAGUUGUUCGGUCGGCAGUGGCACCUUCAGCACCUGAAGCAGCUGCAGGUGCAGCACAAGUGGCAAUCUCCGCCAGCUGCGGAGGUCAAGGCCAAAAGGGCGCCCCCCGAGUGGCCACCCGACGAGGAGGAGCAGUCCCCGCCCUUCGAUUACGCCUACAACUUGCCCUGGAAACGCAAAGAUCUGCCGGAAUCGCUACGCUACAGGCCCUCCAUCAGUGCUGGAGCCAUGACCAAUCUGGGCGGCUUCUUCAACCAGCUGGAGGCCAAUCUCCGCUUCGCAGAGCAGUCGCAGCUGGGCGAGUCGGAAACGCGACUGCUGGAGGGGAAGCACCCGCACCCACUGCACCUGCCCCCCAUGCCGCCCGACGCCAAGGAUGAUCCUGCCCAGCAGCAGGAGCACGACCGCAAGACUUCGAAGCUCCUGCAGGCCCUGCGCAGCUACAGACCCUCCCAGAAGAUCCGAUCGCUGGUGUCGCGCAACCCGCAGGGAUACCGCGGCUCCCAGUUUAUCGACCCCAGCUACAUGUGGUUGGGCCUGGGCAAAUGACAGUGACCGCUUCGGAACCCCGGAACUAUAAGCCAGCACCCAUCAGUAGGUAACUAAGUAGCUGCAACGAAUGCCGCCCGAGACAAUGUUUAAAUUAUGCCCUUUGUGUGUGUAGUAAAU
This is a messenger RNA of Drosophila biarmipes, 1109 nucleotides long. RefSeq lists its product as uncharacterized. NCBI's taxonomy places the organism in Eukaryota, Metazoa, Arthropoda, Insecta, Diptera, Drosophilidae. Bases 147 to 989 code for a protein of 280 amino acids. The record is from RefSeq and is a predicted model, not a curated record. The transcript is spliced from 3 exons.